Molecule: messenger RNA, 3761 nt
Organism: Anolis sagrei ordinatus
Lineage: Eukaryota; Metazoa; Chordata; Lepidosauria; Squamata; Anolidae
Gene: LRRC4C
Product: leucine rich repeat containing 4C
Biological process (GO): regulation of axonogenesis; synaptic membrane adhesion; modulation of chemical synaptic transmission
Cellular component (GO): plasma membrane; postsynaptic density membrane; glutamatergic synapse
Molecular function (GO): cell-cell adhesion mediator activity
Source: RefSeq, a predicted model, not a curated record
CGCUCCCUCUUUCUCCUUCCGCGGAUCCCCGAGAACAAGUUUCUCGGCGCCUGGGCGCACGAGCGAGGCCGCGGAGAUGGAGAGGCGGGCGAGCGGGGAAGCCCACGGCCGGUGAAACCCGAGCCCCCUCCUUCGCACCCAGGGAGAGCGGCCUGACAUCGUUUGGAGGCCGGCGCCAAGGAAAGGGAGGGGAGGCGCCGAAGAGAAGGUUCUGAAACGCCACCCACUCGCGCCCGUGGGCUGCGCUUCCCUCCCCUCCCCUCUCCCCUCCUCUCAGUGAUGGAUUGGUUCUUGACAGCUGGUGGGAAUCUUGAUUUUCUCCCCCUUCCGCCUCCCCGAAGAAGCAUCUCACGCCGCCGCCGCCAUCCCCACCUUCAGCUGCGAAUCUCUCCUUCGCCUUCCCAGUGAGAGAAUUGCAGGGGAGUUGUGGGAGGCAAGGCGAAGGAGGGCUGUCAUCAAAUGCAGAGUUUGCCUUGCCAGGAGGCGAAGAGCACCGCGGCCGCGUUCUCCUUUCGCCGGCUGAAAUCAAACAUCCGAUUGCGCACUGGGUUGUGAUUGGAAAUCUAAUCAGAUCCUUGAAGCCACACAAGGGGGGAGCGCAAAGGAACCCUGGGGGGGGGGGAGAGGGGGAAGGUUAAGGAAAGAGUAUCCUAAAGUUGGAGGUUGAAAGGGGGGAUUUAUUGUGGAAAGCGACGCUCUUUCGGCUGGAAGGAGGAGGGGGAGCUCCCCCCUCCCAAAAGAAGAGAGAGGCGGCGAUGGGAACCCCCGAUGUAACGUGGCAGCAGCACAUGGGCCGGAGAAAUGAUGGUGCAGCGAAGCAGAGGCGACCCGGAGUGCUUCGCCUGAGCAGAGCCGGAUCUUAGCACGAGGCAAAUCGCUUUGAAACGGGAAGAAACCGCGGCCGGAUUAUGGAAACGGAAUCCUAAAGCCAAGGGGAGGAUUGAAAGGCGAGGGAAUCGGGCGCUUGAAUGAAAACUUUCUCGGCGGGGGAAGACUGACUUCCCUUGGCACCUGCCCUCCUGACCAUCGAUUGCUUCUUUCUUUCUCCUCAGCGGGGAAAUCGACCUCUCCUCUCCAAGAAGUUGAUCCGCGCCAGGACUUUGGAAGGCAGUCUCGUCCUUCUUUUUCAGUGGAAGGAGGGUCGGGUGAGAGAAGGCGAAGGGGGAGAGAGGCGAAGUGCCGCGGAAAUUGGGAAGGGGGAUUUGUCGUGGAGUCGAGUGGAGCCCCUCUGGACUGAACUAGAUGGGAAAUCGCAGAUGGAUAUUGCACCUCCUGGCAUUUUUUCCUCCGGUCAAAUUGGAUUUGUCCCUGAAAUGAUGUAGUUUGGCCCUCCGCGCUCUUUUCCGUUUUUCCCCCCUCCUUCGGUUUCCCCCCUUUUUUCUUCCCUUCCUCCCUCCCCUGUCCCUAGCUUUACGCCUCCCUCCUCCUUCCUUUGGGAUUUCGUGCUGGAUAUUUUUUUCUCCUCCUUCUUCGGGGCGAUUUUCGACCACCAUUGAGACUAUGAAGAAAGAUUGGCAGUUUGAAAGAAGUGGGUUGGCUUCUAUCUUGCUGGUCCCAAGAAAAAAGACCUCUAUGCGUGUGACUCAAGGAGAUAAGAGUUCCCAUUAAAGUGCUCACUUUUUUGGCCAGGAACUGAGAAGGAAAGAAGAUGGACUAGAAAUUCUGACUAUUAGACUCCUGAAGGACCAACACCAAAUAAAUUAUGAAUGUUGAACAAGAUGACCUUACAUCCACAGCAGAUAAUGAUAGGUCCUAGGUUUAACAGGGCCCUAUUUGACCCCUUGCUUGUGGUGCUAUUAGCUCUUCAACUUCUUGUGGUUGCUGGUUUGGUCAGAGCUCAGACCUGUCCUUCUGUCUGUUCCUGUAGCAAUCAGUUUAGCAAAGUAAUUUGUGUAAGGAAGAAUCUGAGAGAGGUCCCUGACGCCAUCUCAACCAACACCCGGUUAUUGAAUCUCCAUGAGAACCAGAUCCAAAUAAUUAAGGUGAAUAGCUUCAAACACCUGAGGCAUUUAGAAGUAUUGCAACUGAGCAGGAAUCACAUUAGAACAAUUGAAAUAGGGGCCUUCAAUGGUCUGGCUAAUCUUAAUACUUUGGAACUCUUUGACAAUCGUCUUAGCACCAUCCCAAAUGGGGCUUUUGUGUAUUUGUCAAAACUGAAGGAGCUUUGGCUGCGAAACAACCCCAUUGAGAGCAUUCCUUCUUAUGCUUUUAAUAGAAUCCCCUCCCUGCGAAGGUUGGAUUUGGGGGAAUUAAAAAGGCUUUCAUAUAUCUCAGAAGGUGCCUUUGAAGGUCUGUCCAAUUUAAGGUAUUUGAACCUUGCUAUGUGUAACCUUCGGGAGAUUCCUAACCUCACACCACUCAUAAAACUGGAUGAACUAGAUCUUUCUGGGAAUCACUUAAAUUCUAUCAAGCCAGGAUCCUUUCAAGGCUUAAUGCACCUUCAAAAAUUGUGGCUCAUCCAAUCCCAGAUUCAAGUGAUUGAAAGGAAUGCCUUUGAUAACCUUCAGUCACUAGUAGAGAUCAACUUGGCCCACAACAAUCUAACACUACUGCCUCAUGACCUCUUCACACCUCUCCGUCUUGAAAGAAUCCACCUACAUCAUAACCCUUGGAACUGUAAUUGUGACAUCCUGUGGCUCAGCUGGUGGAUUAAGGACAAAGCGCCCUCAAACACUGCAUGCUGUGCCCGUUGCAAUACACCUCCAAGCCUGAAAGGAAGGUAUAUUGGUGAGCUGGACCUGAAUUACUUCACAUGCUACGCUCCUGUGAUUGUGGAGCCACCUACAGACCUCAACGUCACUGAAGGCAUGGCUGCGGAGCUGAAAUGUCGAGCAUCAACAUCCCUGACCUCUAUAUCUUGGAUUACUCCAAAUGGGUCUGUUAUAACACAUGGGGCUUAUAGGGUUCGGAUUUCUGUGCUCAGUGAUGGCACAUUAAAUUUUACAAGGGUGACCGCUCAAGACACGGGCUUGUAUACAUGCUUGGUGAGUAACUCUGUUGGGAAUACCACAGCUUCUGCAACACUCAAUGUAACUGCACAGGAGUGUAUUACUUAUUUUUCAACUAUCACAGUAGAAACUGUGGAACCUUCUCAGGAUGAGGCACGGACCACAGAGCAGGUUUGGCCCACACCAGUCACUGAAUGGGACACCACCAAUGCAACAACCUCUCUCACUCCACAGAGCACAAGGUCAACGGAAAAAACAUUUACUCUCCCUGUGACAGAUCCAAGCAAUGGAAUCCCAGGCAUAGAUGAGGUUAUGAAGACUACCAAAAUCAUUAUUGGUUGUUUUGUGGCAAUCACUCUUAUGGCUGCUGUGAUGUUGGUCAUUUUCUACAAAAUGCGGAAACAACAUCAUCGGCAAAACCACCAUGCUCCAACGCGAACUGUAGAGAUCAUUAAUGUGGAUGAUGAGCUUACAGGUGACACACCCAUAGAAAGUCAUUUGCCCAUGCCAGCAAUAGAGCAUGAGCACCUAAAUCACUAUAACUCUUAUAAGUCUCCUUUCAACCACACAACAACAGUUAACACAAUAAAUUCAAUACACAGUUCAGUGCAUGAACCAUUAUUGAUCCGAAUGAACUCAAAAGACAAUGUGCAAGAGACUCAGAUCUAAAACAUUUACAAAUUUAAGGGGGAAUUUAAAACAAAAGACAGUUUAUUAAAAAAUGACACAAAUGACUGGGCUAAAUCUACUGUUUCAAAAAAGUGUCUUUACAAAAAAGAAAUUUAUUUAUUAAAAAUUCUAUUGUGAGCGAAA